GCCAAUUUGGCAUCAAAUUUAAAAAAUAAUACCCAUGGGUACUUAUAUAAGCGAUUCAUAAUAAAUACCAGACAUUGAUUUAAAUGUGGUUUAUAAAUGUUCAAAAAAAGUGGCGAUUAUAGUACAUUCUUAUAUUGUUUAAUUUAUAAACUAUAGUUUGUAUACAAAAAUGAAGUUAUUAGAAUAAACAUAACCUCAAACGUUAAGAUAAUUUAUAAGCUGGUUUGUCAAAAAUGACAGUCCAUAAUAUUUAUAUUUUUGAUAAAAAUGGAUUACUUCUUUAUUAUCAAGAAUGGAACAGGCUUAAACAGUCUGGAAUGACAAGAGAAGAGGAAGGAAAAUUAAUGUAUGGUAUGUUAUUUUCUAUUAAGUCGUUUGUUAGUAAAAUAUCUCCUACUGAUACAAAGGAAGGGUUUUUGUAUUACAAAACCUCAAAAUACACUUUACAUUUUUUGGAAACACCCUCAGGAUUAAAGUUUGUGUUAAACACUGACAUACAUUCCACAGGAGUUCGAGAAUUGCUUCAACAAUUGUAUAAUCAGAAACACAGUUUGGGCUACGAAGAUGGUCAUGCAUGCUACACAACGAGCUGUAAUUUUUGCAAGAAAAACUUGAAACAUAAACCAAAAAUAUAUGUUAAUAAAACUACUGGUUUGUUUAUGUGUAGCUAUUGUAAAAAAUCCGGCGGUUGGCAUCAAUUUGAGACUUUAAUUGGUAAUGUUGGAAAAGAAAAAAGACGAAACACUGUUAGUGAAGUUGAAAUUAAUGAAAGAGAAAAAAUUACAGAGUGUUUGAAAAAGGUUAAAUGCACAACUAAUUUAAUAUUUGAAUUACCAGAUGAAUGUUUACAAGAUAUACUGUAUAAAUUUAAACUGCCAUUAGUAUCAAAAAACUCAUUGGAAAAAUUAAAAAUUAGAAUAAAUAAUAAGCAUACCAAGUUAUAUUUUCCUUUGGAAAAUUCGGAAAAUGAAACAGUAGGUUACAGAACAAUUUCGUUAACUUUAAAAGAGGAAGUAAUACCAUGCACCACUUAUGGCGGCAUGCUGGUUUUAAAGGGCCAAAAAAAUAGAGACACAAUAAUUUUAGUACCAAAUAUUGCCGAUGUCUUAGUAUUAUCUGAUUCUAAUACAAGUGGCAGUGUUGCUUGUCUUCCAAAUGGUGUUAAUACACUGUCACAAUAUGUCUUACCAAGCCUAGAAAGGUUUAAAAAAGUGAUAUUAUGGUUAGGAAAUGAUAUCCAAAGCUGGGACUCUUCAAGGAAGUUCUCCAAAAAGUUGGGUCAAAAAAGAUGUCAGUUUAUCAGACCAUCAGACACAAAUAAUCUACCUCAUUUAGUUACUACAGAUGAUAUUAAAUCUAUUUUGGCUACAGCCCAGUCUUUAUUUCAUAAAUCUAUAACUACCUUUGCAAGUUUAAGAGCUGAUGUUUUAUCUGACUUACAGAAUAUUGACAAAGUACAGGGUAUUAAGUGGAAAAGAUACCCCACGUUGAACAAGAUUCUUAAAGGACAUAGACAAGGGGAGUUAACUGUAAUAACUGGCCCAACUGGAAGUGGUAAAACUACUUUUAUUAGCGAAUAUUCUUUGGAUCUAGCAAUGCAAGGCGUAAAUACUCUCUGGGGAAGCUUUGAAAUUCGUAACGCAAGAUUAGCGCGCACAAUGCUACAACAAAUGUCUGGAAUACAACUAGAAGAAAACUUACAUGUUUUUGAACAAUGGGCAGAUGAAUUUGAAAAGCUACCAAUUUAUUUUAUGACUUUUCAUGGACAGCAGAGUAUUAAAGUAGUCAUGGAGGCAGUUGAGCAUGCCACCUAUGUUCAUGACAUAUCACAUGUUAUCAUAGAUAAUUUACAGUUUAUGAUGGGGAUUUCAGAAGAGUUAAAACAUAUGGAUAGGUUCUGGAAACAAGACGCUAUAGUUGGGGCUUUUCGAACCUUCGCCACCAAGAAAAAUUGCCAUGUUACUUUGGUUAUUCAUCCGAGGAAAGAACGCGAAGAUGAAGAUUUGACUACUAGUUCCAUUUUCGGAGGAGCAAAAGCAUCUCAGGAAGCUGACAAUGUCUUAAUUAUUCAAGAUAAAAGAUUGGCUUCUUCUAGAGGAAAAAAAUACUUACAGGUGGCAAAAAAUCGAUUUAGCGGCGAUCUGGGGCUAAUGACUUUAGAUUUUGAUAAAUCUAGUUUAAGUUUUAGUGCCAAAAAAAGUAAAAAGACAAAAGAUGAUAAAGAAGAAAGUCAAAAAUAUGAUGGACAAAUUAAUCCAUGA
Brassicogethes aeneus is the source of this 2261-nucleotide messenger RNA. Lineage: Eukaryota; Metazoa; Arthropoda; Insecta; Coleoptera; Nitidulidae. The record is from the annotation of a GenBank genome assembly.